Molecule: messenger RNA, 3283 nt
Organism: Ochotona curzoniae (black-lipped pika)
Lineage: Eukaryota; Metazoa; Chordata; Mammalia; Lagomorpha; Ochotonidae
Exons: 12
Coding region: 1235-3283 (682 amino acids)
Biological process (GO): antigen processing and presentation of endogenous peptide antigen via MHC class Ib; immune response; positive regulation of T cell mediated cytotoxicity
Cellular component (GO): external side of plasma membrane
Source: RefSeq, a predicted model, not a curated record
AUCAUCACACUGAAGAUCUUUCUCUCUGUACAUCUGCCUUUCCAAUAAAAUAAAUAAAUCUUAAAAGAAAAAAAGUGAGAUGGGUUGUUGCAGCUCAGGAAGUUGGAGUUCUUGGUACCAAGUUCUGCGUUUUCCUCAGGACUGGCUAUCAGGGCAAUGCACAUGGAGGCUCUGCAGAGUGACUGUGGUGGGUCCCGGAGGUGGAGGUGUGUGUUCAUUCCCCCAGGGACCCGCUCUCUCCUAAACCCACAUGGACGCAGUUACUGCUGUUGCUGUUCCUACUUUCAGUGUGCCUGCACCUUUCUUCCUCAUUCCCCCAGUCCUGUUAGCAGCCCUCACCUGCACAGGUGUUAUUGCCCCAGGCAAGGCUGUGGUCAUGAGCCAAGGCUGCGGACAGUUGUCCCCUCAGCUCUGGUGCGGACAUCCUCUCUGGGGCUGGCAGCACAGGAAAGUAAAAAUAAUACAACCGUGUGACUAGGACAAGAGCCCGAUUUGUUGCCUUCGUGUGUAGGAAGCUCAUAUAGCUCAGCUGAGUAGCCAGUUGGAAUCCCAGGUAGGGGCUGGGUAGGAGGCAGGGCGAGACCCUGAGUCUCUGGGGCGGGGAAGCCCGAUUCCUCUGCCAGCUGUGUCUCCACCGCCGCUCCCCCCCCCCCCCCCCCCCGUGGUGCCCUAUUCCUCAGCCAGCCCAGCUGCGGUCUCUCCGUUUCCUCCCCCAACAAACACCCUGAGCGGGGUCCUGGCAACUGGGCCUUCGGCCGCUGGCAACUGAGCUCCUAGAGCCCACGAACUUGUAAGGCCCCUGGAGGUUCGCCCCACUUCCCCUCCCCCCCAACCAGUCUAAUGUCUGGGCCGCGGGCCCCGCCUUCCUGAGUCACUGACGUGUCCUGUCCUUUUCUGAUUUGUCAUUUUCGCGCUUCGCCCUCCCUGGCGCCAACUCUUACUUGCACGCGAGCUGCAGCAGCAGUGUUGGCCGCGACGAUCCGGGAGCGAGGAUCGCAGAGCGAGGAGCCGGGAGCGAGGAGCUGAGGGGCUGAGGAGCUGAAGGGCUGAGGAGCGAGGUGGUGUGCCUGGGAGACCCCAUCUACUGCUGCGCUCCUGCCUCUGCGCUGAUUCCUUCCAGAGCAGCAUUUCCUUUGGCCUUCCUAGGAGCUGCAGAAGUCUUGGGUGUGCAGCUGAUCAGCCACUCUUCCUCCUUGAGCUGCGAAGAGGGGACGGCUUCUUGCACUGCUCAGUCAUGGUGCUUCUGGAAGUCCUCAAGCUCAUUCUUUUCGUUCUGCUUCAGUUUCGGAGUGUUCCCCUUGCAGCACAUGCAGACUCUCACAGUCUGAGCUACAAUUUCAGCAUCACUGCUCAGCCCAAGCCUCAACAGCCAUGGCGUGAAAUUCAAGGGCAAAUGGAUCAGAUGGUGUUUCUCUCCUCUUGCUGUGGUGGUGAGGUGAACCCUGUGGGACCCCUGGGAAUGAAGCUCAACAGCACAAAGAUCUGGGAGGAUCAGUCUGAAACGCUGAAAGAUGUGACUGAGGAGCUUCGGAACAAGCUGCUGGACCCUAAGCCAGAGAUUUUCCCAAAAAGCGAUGUCCCCACCCUGCAGGGCAUGAUGCGCUGUGAAAAGGAAGGCAGUGGGAAAACACACUGGUCUUGGCAGUUUGGCUUCAAUGGACAGACAAACCUGCUCUUCAGCUCAGACAACAGUACAUGGACAGAGCUUCAUCCUGGAGCCACAUGGCUGAAGACAGCCUUGGAGAAUGAUGAGCACAUGACCACGUUGUUGCAGAAAGUCUCAGCAGGAGACUGUCAGAAGUGGCUUUUGGGCUUCUUGUCAUCCAGGAAGGAAAUGCUGGGGACCACAGCACCAUCAACCAUGACUCCAAAAGCAGUCCAGUCCAAGGCCGUGAUCAUCAGCAGCAGCACCUUGGCUGUCAUUUUCAUUAUCUGCUGCAUUAUAAUUGAUUCCUUCCAGAGCAGCAUUUCCUUGGGCCGUCCUAGGAGCUGCCGAAGUCUUGGGUGUGCAGCUGAUCAUCCACUCUUCCUCCUUGUGCUGCGAAGAGGGGACGGCUUCUUGCACUGCUCAGUCAUGGUGCUUCGGGAAGUCCUCAAGCUCGUUCUUUGGGUUCUGCUCUCUCUUCCCCUUGCGGCACCUGCAGACACUCACAGUCUGAGCUACAACUUCAGCAUCACUGCUCAGCCCAAGCCUCAACAGCCAUGGUGUGAAAUUCAAGGGCAAAUGGAUCAGAUGGUGUUUCUCUCCUUUCGCUGUGGUGGUAAGGUGAACCCCUUGGGCCUCCUAGGAAGGAAGCUCAACAGCACAAAGACCUGGGAGGAUCAGAUUGAAACGCUGAAUUAUGUGACUGAGGAGCUCCGGAACAAGCUGCUGGACCUUAAGUCAGAGAUCUUCACAACCAGCGAUGUCCCCACCCUGCAGAGCAUGAUGCGCUGUGAAAAGGAAGGCAGUGGGAAAACACACGGGUCCUGGAAUGUUAGCUUCAAUGGACAGAUAAACCUGCUCUUCAGCUCAGACAACAGUACAUGGACAGAGCUUCAUCCUGGAGCCACAGUGCUGAAGACAGCCUUGGAGAAUGAUGAGCACAUGACCACGUUGUUGCAGAAAGUCUCAGCAGGAGACUGUCAGAAGUGGCUUUUGGGCUUCUUGUCAUCCAUGAUGGAGAUGCUGGGGACCACAGCACCAUCAACCAUGACUCCAAAAGCAGUCCAGUCCAAGGCCGUGAUCAUCAGCAGCAGCACCUUGGCUGUCAUUUUCAUUAUCUGCUGCAUUAUAAUUGCAGAUUCCUUCCAGAGCAGCAUUUUCUCGGGCCGUCCUGGAAGCUGCAGAAGUCUUGGGUGUGCAGCUGAUCAGCCACUCUUCCUCCUUGUGCUACGAAGAGGGGACGGCUUCUUGCACUGCUCAGUCAUGGUGCUUCGGGAAGUCUUCAAGCUGGUUCUUUGCGUUCUGCUCUCUCUUCCCCUUGCGGCACAUGCAGACACUCACAGUCUGAGCUACAUCUUCAGCAUCACUGCUCAGCCCAAGCCUCAACAGCCAUGGUGUGAAAUUCAAGGGCAAAUGGAUCAGAUGGUGUUUCUCUCCUUUCGCUGUGGUGGUGAGGUGAACCCUGUGGGACCCCUCGGAUGGAAGCUCAACAGCACAAAGACCUGGGAGGAUCAGAUUGAAACGCUGAAUUAUGUGACUGAGGAGCUUCGGAACAAGCUGCUGGACCUUCAGUCCAGAGAUCUUCCCAACCAGCGGAUGGAGAUGCUGGUGACCACAGGUAACUAUGACGAAGUCUAG